Molecule: messenger RNA, 1895 nt
Organism: Electrophorus electricus (electric eel)
Lineage: Eukaryota; Metazoa; Chordata; Actinopteri; Gymnotiformes; Gymnotidae
Source: RefSeq, a predicted model, not a curated record
CAGAGAUGCAUAAGAGCUACGCACGUGUUAAAAGGUACACAAGAAUGUAAAACUUUAAAAUCAGUACUGUAUGGUGCUCCAGCAUCUGGUCUAUAGUUUGAGUUCCGUUUUCAGUUGCGUUCUGGCAAGUCACAACUCGCGUUUUAUUCUUGGCCGCACUAAAGUACUUGUAAAGUAAAACGGGACUGCCGAUAUCGGAUAAAAGUGUUAAGAGUGCACUGCUGUUUGCUGUAACUGAAGGCUUCUCUUCCAUCCAAGAGUCACUCUGUCUCUGGGUGAUUCAACUUCACAGACUUUUAUGAAUACCGGUAAGCAGCAGAAGCCAGUGCUUACAGGCCAGCGGUUUAAGACCAGGAAAAGGGAUGAAAAGGAGAAGUUUGAGCCUAUGGUUUUCCGAGACACGAUUAUUCAAGGCCUCAACGAAGCGGGGAGUGAUCUUGAUGGUGUAGCCAAGUUCCUGGAUGUUACUGGUUCAAGACUGGACUACCGUCGCUAUGCUGACACCCUGUUUGACAUCCUCAUUGCUGGCAGCAUGUUGGCUCCUGGUGGAACACGCAUCGAUGACGGCGACAAGGCCAAGGUGACCGAGCACUGUGUGUUUACUGCUGAGGAGGAUCAUGCUGCAGUUCACAGCUAUGCUCAGGUUUUCAAUAAACUUAUCAGGAGAUACAAGUAUCUUGAAAAAGCAUUUGAGGAGGAAAUCAAAAAGCUUCUUCUAUUCUUGAAGGCCUUUAGUGAGUCUGAACAGACCAAACUGGCCAUGCUGACAGGCAUCCUAUUGGCUACCGGCACACUGCCACCACCCAUCCUCACAAGCCUCUUCAGUGAUAAUAUAGUAAAGGAAGGUAUUGCUGCUUCCUUUGCAGUGAAGCUGUUCAAGGCAUGGAUAGCUGAGAGAGAUGCCAACGCAGUGACUUCAGCCUUACGAAAGGCCAACCUAGAUAAGAAGCUCCUGGAACUGUUCCCAGCCAACAAACAGAAUGUGGAGCACUUCUCAAACUACUUUAAUGACGCUGGCCUGAGGGAGCUGUCAGACUUCUUGCGUGUGCAGCAGUCUUUGGGCACCCGCAAGGAACUGCAGAAAGAACUGCAAGAGCGAUUGUCUCAAGAGUGCCCCAUCAGAGAGAUCAUGGUGUACGUGAAGGAUGAGAUGAAAAGGAAUGAGCUGCAGGAGCAGGCUGUGAUUGGCUUGCUGUGGUCCUGCCUUAUGAAUGCAGUGGAGUGGAACAAGAAAGAAGAGCUUGUCACUGAGCAGGCCCUCAAACACCUAAAGCACUAUGCUCCUCUGCUGGCUAUGUUCAGCACUCAGGGCCAGUCAGAACUGGUCUUGCUACUCAAGAUUCAGGAGUAUUGCUACGACAACAUUCACUUCAUGAAAUCCUUUUCUAAGAUAGUGGUGCUGUUCUACAAAGCUGAUGUCCUAAGUGAGGAAGCCAUUUUGAAAUGGUACAAAGAUGCUCAUGCUGCCAAAGGGAAAAGCAUCUUUCUAGAGCAAAUGAAGACGUUUGUAGAGUGGCUUCAAAAUGCAGAGGAGGAGUCGGAGUCAGAAAGGGAGGAAGAUUAGCAGCUGGAAUUCUGAAGAGCUCUUUGACAACAGUCUCCUUUCUGUGGCCAGCCUGUGUAGUACACUGUAGUCUCCAUGUCAUUGCGUAUUGCCUAGUGAAAAGUAUUCUAGACCCUCAAACACAACCCAGGGAAAAGCCAUUGACCUCUUAGCAUUGCAUAAUGAGAUCGCAGACAGCCUUUAAACCUGCCUCUUACAUGCGCACGCACACACACUCACUCUUUACUAAUGCAGUUCAGGUACUGUUUGAAUCCUCUGCAGUAAUAUUCAUUUUAUCUAAAUCUCUUCUGUAUGUAUGCCAUCGCUUUUUAAUAAAAUGUUUUAUAUCUAC